Messenger RNA from Rotaria sp. Silwood1, 4876 nucleotides. The record is from the annotation of a GenBank genome assembly. NCBI's taxonomy places the organism in Eukaryota, Metazoa, Rotifera, Eurotatoria, Philodinida, Philodinidae.
CUCUUGAGAGCAUAGUUUCUCUUUUCAUUAUGGAAUUUCAACGUUAUUCAGAGUGCGACAAGGAUAUUGUCACAAUUUUCAAAAUACAAACAAGAUCGAUUGAUAUAAGAUAAUUACAAGACAAAACCAAUCCCAACUAUAGAACUCUCAUAUCAUUCCUAUGCAGUAUGUGAUAUAUCAUUGGAAGGCAUUCUCGAUCGGGUUGACCAGAUCUCUUGCUUUGUCAAACAAAAUCCUAAUUUGUUGGAUUACUUUCCUAAUAUCUAAUUUGGUAUCCUUUUUUUCUUCCCUUCUGAGAUUUGUCCUACAUCUCUAGGUUUUCUCAAAUUUUCGUGUAUUUAACGACCUCACUCGAAGAGAAAUUGAUGAAACACCUAUGCUUCCGUCAAAGAUCGGUUUCAACAAAAACGUAUUGUAGAUUCAGGAAAGUUUCAUUGCUGAUUCUCUAUAAACAUCCUGCGAUAUGAGUUUCUUAUUCAGAUUUCAUCUGAACAAAGAAUAGAGAAGAAUUUAUUGUCACUAGUCCAGCGCAAGUGUUUAUUAUCAAGUCAAUCAAUCAUAGGGUUGAAAUUGCACUAAUUGUGCUUCAAUGUUGACUCGCGAAGCCGAUCAUAUGUGGUAUGAAAGAUCGGCUCGUUGAUAAGUCCUGUGCGGUGAUAGUGAGUUCGAGUGCUUAUGUACGGAAGCAAUUUUUCAAAUGCAUCUCUUAGUUGUUUUGCAGCCGUUGUUCUCUCUGCUAGUAAAUUAGGAUUUUCGUCGCUGUGAGCCCAUUCUAGUGUGACACUCAGAUAGGAUCGAGCAGCGUCCUUGUGAGCUGCUUGGCAAUCUGCUUUGCCUUGAGUAUCGGCACGAAAGGCGGCUGCCAUAGCUUCAUCAUGAGCUGUCGGCGGAAUAUAUUCGAAAUCGGGCUGACUGCCAUUCAGUUGUACUGGAAGAAUGGAUGGAUCGAUAUAUUUGGUUAAAUCAGCUUCGUUUCUUAUAAAAUGAAUUUUACUUUCAAUGGCCGGAUCCAACCACUGCUUGAUGAUGAUCCAAAAACCAUAAAACACCCAAGGAGCAUUGAGAAUGAGUCCCAUACCGAAUGAUUCUGGAUAGUAAUUCUGGAGCAGAUUAAUAGCAAAUUUGGCGUGCUGAUAGUCCAUGUUUUUCAUACCAAACCCAGUCAUGUCGACAAUUGCCGUACCUGUCUCAAUGUGAGGUUCGGCUAGUUUGCGGCCCGUUUCCAUAAUCAAAACGGUCAGCUUCUCGGUAAGUUCGUUAGGAAAUUGGCCUUUAAUGUGGUCUUUGGCAGAAACAAAGUUAAUCGGACGGCCAGCUUUGUCAUGACCAAGGAGAUAGCUCUUUCCUGUCUUGAUUUCUUCCUGGGAAAGGUCACUUUCACCCCUCUCUAUAAGUGCCUGAACGCCCCAUUUAUGUCGCCAAUGCAACGUAUCUAUCGUGUGUUGAACAGCUGUAUGAAUAUUCCAUUUGCGAGCACGGAGAUAUUGAAGUGCAAACACAUCAGGAUUGUCACAACCAACAGCAUAAAAGAGCUCGUUUCCAUAGAUAGAAUCGGCAAUUUGGUUAACAGGUAACGAGCUUUGACUACUGAUGACAUUGCUUAAGGCUAUCCAGUAACCUUUGAGAGUUUCCAUUUGUUUCCUGUCCAGAUUGUCUAAUACGAAAUUCGUUAAUAAACCAACCUUUAGUCGAUUGAUGGCAUACUUACUCACAUGGCCGGGAUCGUUCGCAGUCAUUUGCGUUGUUGUAAAAACUAAUCGUAUGAUAUGAUAGAUCUAAUCUCGCCACAAAUCUGCACAAUCAAUGAGAGACUCAAGAGAUGACACUAACAUAAUGAUAGUUUCAUGUAUUCAACUAAUCUUCAUCAUGGCGUUAAGUGCCAAAAUUUAGAUUAUUUUAGAACUCGGUGGAUUGAUUGAGGAUCGAAUUUUGACGACUCCGAAACAGUCCUGAAUCUCAGGCUGUUGUUGAACAAUCGACAAAUAAAAUAAAACUUUUGUUUAGCCUCAAUUAUGCUAAGGAUAUUGUCGCUAACUAUUAGUAGGACUGGGCAAGUCAUCCAGUUGUCUUCGCUUCAUUUUUUUUCUUUCAUUCAUAAUUCAAACUGACUUACGAGAGGCAUAAUGUGAUUCGCCUACUAUUAUCAUUUUCAUGAAUUAUUCGUUUCGAUCCCGUCCUGUUGCAUGUUAUUUUUUCGUCCAUUCUUUUUUCCUCACAUGAUCUUCCCAGCUGUUAUUGCUUCACCUCCUCAUCAUAUUGUCUGUCUUUUACCCUCAUCUUCAAAAGAAAAUCAUUGUCUCAAUCUCAUCCUUUUGUUCAAUUCACGACAAGUCCAAGAUCAAUAAAGAAUUUUCUUUUGUGAGUGCUUCUUCUCUUCUUCACAUACUGAGAAUGAUAAUAGAGUAACCUUUCGACUUGCGUGUCUUACAUGGAUAGAUGUUCUAAGUUAGUUCUCGCAGACCAAAGAAGAAACCUUACAAGUUCCUCAAUCGUUACUAAAAUACAAUAUUCCAAAUUUGCACCUGUCACAAACAAGUUCGUUAACAAAUUUUGGUAACUCAUAAGAGACUAUUACAAGAUAUUUAUUAUAAGUAACGACAAAAUAGAGUUGUUUACCUCUUACCUUUGUCUACACAAACGUCUACUUAUCGGCAAGCACGCCGUGUUGUUAUUUUUUUCAAGUAUCAACAAAACAACAAGCUCUUAUUUCUCUUGUUUGCAUUUUCUAUUCGUCGAGUCACACAAUCUACGUGUAACGAACAGAUGCAAAUUUGUUUCGUACUGUGAUACACUUCAAAACACAUACGUUAUCAGAAGAAGAUGUGGGUGUGAGGAGGUGUUAGUGUGUUUGUUUCCAUCAUUUCUGAAAUACGCACAACCCAUACCCCGAAAAAUUCGAAACAAAUAGUUGAUAUGAAAUUUUGCUUAUAAAUAAACUUGAAAUUCUUAAAAUGUUCAACGAAAAAAACGAAUAUGUUUUUCUUGAAAUUUUCAAUAUUCAAAAGAACUAGAAGUUUACAAUAAAAGGGCGCAGCAAUCGCGUCAGUUUGGAAACCGAAUACAUCGUGAAAAAAGACCUGAUCAUUUUCUGUGUUGGUCUCGGGAACAAUUUCAUUAGAACAGUCAUGAUUGUUUAUCAGGAGGCCAUGAAGUCUUUUAAUCUAGUCUUGUUGAAAUCUACCCGCAAUCAUAGAACGAGGACGAGUGGUCUUCAACAGUUUCAUACAUUUUUAUUAUUGAUUCAUUAGCUUGAAAUGGAAAAACCUAAUCAAACAUUAAUAACAAAGAAUAACCUAAAUAUUUAUUUCAAAUUAUUGAAGGGUGUGGGUGUAGGGUGUGGGUGUGGGGUGUGGGUGUGGGUGUGGGUGUGGGUGUAGGUGUGGGUGUAGGUGUGGGUGUGUGGGUGGGCGUGGGCGUGGGUGUAUGGAUAUAUUUUUUGCGUACACCCCAUACCCGCACUCACUCCAUACCCACACCCCACACCCACACCCCACACCCACACCCACACCCACACCCACCCACACCUACACCCACACCCACCCACCCACACCCACACCCACACCCUAAUCAAAAUCUGUUUAUUUUAAUUAGUUGCUUCUAUCCAUAGCAUUCAACUUAAUGAUGUAUAUUUACAAGCACAACUCGAUAAAGUCUUAACAAAAACAUUCGACAAUCAUAAACCAUCAUUAAAUGUAGGCUUAAAUUACGUUCAAUUUUUUUUUAUAGUGAUAAUUUAUUAACAUUUUCUUCAAAACCUGCUAUUACUACUACAAAUAUUAUUGAUGAAUCAAAUAUAUUCAAAGUAUCUUAUUGUUAUCCAACAAGAGAAUGGCGUUGUUUAUAUCGAUGUGAAAUUGAUUCAUCCUUAUCAAACAGUAAUGGUUCAACAGUUGAUCUAACUUUAUUUGGUUCAGUUAAUAAUCCAACGGAAGAAGAUUGGUCUCAAGUUGAACUCAUACUUGUUGCUAAUGAACUUCAAAUUUUAAGUAAUAAUAAAGUAACACUUAUGACUUCUAUUGUUCGUGAAGAAGCCGAAUAUAGUGAUAGAGAAUCAUCAGGUAGCAUGCAAAUUUUCAUUAAAACAUUGACAGGCAAAACAAUUACGAUAGACAUCGAUCCAUCUGAUACAAUUCAACAAGUAAAAUCUAAAAUUCAAAAUAAAGAAGGUAAGAGAAGAGCUAUUAAUAUUACGAGAGUUGUUGUUGACGAUGAUGAUGAUGAAAAUUAUGAAUCAAUUGAUUCGAGUCAAAUGAGUGGUCUUAGUGAGAAUGUUGUUUAUAAAAUCAAUACACCAGUUACAAUUCGAUCACAUGAAAGUAUUUUAGUAACAAUUAAUAAAUGGCAAAUGGAUGCACAAUUAGUACUUUAUUAUGAUUCGAAAAUUAAUGAUUUAAAUGCAAUCAAAGCUGUUCAUUUACGAAAUAGUAGUAAUGUUGUAUUAGCACCAGGAAGUAUUGCUGUUUUGGAUAAUGGAUGUUUUGUUGUUCAAGGUGCGUUUACACCAAUGUUGCCAAAUGAUGAUCAAUUGAUUAAUUAUGGUUUUGAUUCAACUGUAUCAAUUCUUCGUACAACUCCAAUAACCCUUCAAGAAGUUCAUGUUGAAAGUGUUGAUAUCAUUUAUGAUGAGCUUGAUAAAAUCAAUACAGAUAUUGCUCCAACUGGCAUUGAUCUUCAACAAAUUUAUAUAAAACGUACACGUUAUUUAAUUAAAAAUAAUUCUUUAGAUCGACCUAUAGCUAAGUUUUUUAUUGAUCAUGUUGCUGAUCCAUCAUUAGGUGGUUAUGUUGUAACAACACAAAAGAAAUGUAUUAAAUCAGUUAUGGAACUGAUUGAAAAUCACGUAAUGGCUUUUAAAUGCUGGACUGAUCAAUCUUAG